AUCUCAACACAAUCCAUCAACACAAAACAUAAGAAAAUAUUUUACAACACUACAUUAUACAUUAGAACAAUACUUAAAACAAAAAAUGGCCAAGAUCAAAUCUUUAGAUGUUAUUACUAUCGCAAUAGUUUUGUUGUUGGUGAUUGCAGGUCAAGCAACUGCAAUUACUGUUCAAGCCGACUGUAUUGGACCGUGCAAUGACAAUUGUCAGCAGCUUUGCAAGUCGAAAGGUUAUAAAGACUGGACUUGUGCAUCAUUUAGGACCAAGUCGAGUUGUUGUUGCAAACCACCGAGACAUCCAAUAUUUGAACAAAAUGCUCAAUUGAACAGCUAAAAUCGUUUUUGUAUCGGUUUCAAUUUGUAUGAUCACCAUUUCAAAGAUAAUAAAUUAAUUGAUAUCAUUUUUUA
Arabidopsis lyrata subsp. lyrata is the source of this 408-nucleotide messenger RNA. RefSeq names its product defensin-like protein 75. The transcript is spliced from 2 exons. The record is from RefSeq and is a predicted model, not a curated record. Lineage: Eukaryota; Viridiplantae; Streptophyta; Magnoliopsida; Brassicales; Brassicaceae. The coding region runs from base 86 to 334 and encodes 82 amino acids.